Penicillium odoratum is the source of this 963-nucleotide messenger RNA. Its product is annotated as tRNA 2'-phosphotransferase. The record is from RefSeq and is a predicted model, not a curated record. The transcript is spliced from 2 exons. Gene Ontology annotation, biological process: tRNA splicing, via endonucleolytic cleavage and ligation. The coding region runs from base 1 to 963 and encodes 320 amino acids. NCBI's taxonomy places the organism in Eukaryota, Fungi, Ascomycota, Eurotiomycetes, Eurotiales, Aspergillaceae. Gene Ontology annotation, molecular function: tRNA 2'-phosphotransferase activity.
AUGGCGAAAGACCAGGAAAAGCGUGAUCGUGGCAAGGGUCGAGGAGGCCAAGGCCAGUCCCGCGACGUGCAGAUCUCCAAGGCGCUGAGUCUGCUCCUGCGACACGCAGCAGAGAAAGAAGGACUCAAAAUGAAUGCGCAGGGUUACGCAAACGUAGCCGACGUACUGCAAUGGCGGAAGUUGAAAUCCAUUAAAUGUACCUUCGACGAAGUCAAACAUGCCGUCGAUUCCUCCGACAAGAAGCGCUUCGCACUCCUCCACAUCCCCUCCUCGCAUCCUACCGAAUCUACAACCCAGGCGACUACAGUCCCCGGAUCAGAUCCCAUCGAUGACACGACCGUCCUAGGAAAACCCACCACAAGCCAAGAGCAGACCGAUGCAACACAGCAGGCACUUUCCGUGACAGAUACCGAUCCCGCAAACUACCUCAUUCGCGCAUCGCAAGGCCACAGCAUCAAAAGCGUAGAUGCGGCCUCAUUCCUCGAACCCCUUUCCCUGGACGACGAAUCCAAGCUCCCAGAGACAGUUGUCCAUGGAACUUUCCAUGGUGCAUGGCCUCUUAUUCUGCAGUCGGGCGGACUACGCUGUAUGAAUCGCAACCAUGUACACUUCGCCACGGGCCCAUCUCUCGAAUCAGUACUUGCGGCUCAGGAGACGGCGACUUUUAAGCAGGGAGCGGAGAAGACGGUGAUUUCGGGAAUGCGGGGGGAUGCUCAGGUUUUGAUCUAUAUUGAUAUUCGGAAAGCGCUCAAGGCUGGAUGUCCGUUCUGGCGCAGUGAAAAUGGGGUUAUUUUGAGCGAGGGAUUACCUGAUGAAUCUGGCGUACAGAGGGUUCCCGUGGACUUUUUUGAUGUUGUCAUUGAGCGGAAGCUUAAGAUGGGCAAGAUUUGGGAGAAGGGGGAGGAGUUACAGGAGUUGCCGGCCAAUUUGACGAGUAAGGGAACUCCGAAGAAUAGGCGAUAA